Molecule: messenger RNA, 1054 nt
Organism: Populus nigra (black poplar)
Lineage: Eukaryota; Viridiplantae; Streptophyta; Magnoliopsida; Malpighiales; Salicaceae
Exons: 2
Coding region: 143-715 (190 amino acids)
Source: RefSeq, a predicted model, not a curated record
ACCUUCAGACAAAACAAAUCCAGUGCAAAAAGAACGAAUCUUAUCUACCCUUUCUAUAAAGCACAAGUUUUAACACCGUCUUGAUCAGGAUAUACAAACGCUCACAUCUUCCAUUCUUGUUCAUCCCCUUAAUUUUGCGUUCAUGUCUUGCCUGAAUUUGAGGCUUCCACCAGCCAAGAAGGCAUGGAAGAGUUUCACAUCCAAGCUUCAAAGAAAACUGCAUAAACUCAACACGUCCAAAUCUAUCACCAAAUCGAAAUAUCCAACCAAGACUAUUAACAGCACUGCUUCUCAUAUCCUGUUCGAUCAGAAACGUGAUGGAAACAGGAAGCGGCUUGCAUACCCACCUCGUGCACUUCCUUUUAAACAACGUAGCGACCGCUUAGGCCAUGUCCACAAAAAAUCAGCACCUGUAUAUAUUGAUAAGCUCUUUCGAGAGCCUGUCAGUAGUUUUGAGUUGAUGACUAAGUAUCCGCCAACUCCAAAGACUAUGAAGAUUCUUGAUCACCAGGCAGCUACAACAGUAGGGCCAGCACGAACUAGCAUGGAAGAUGAGAUCAAUAGAGGGGAAAGAGGCUGUGCAGCGGAUGAUAUGUGGGAGUCGUUGGGAUUUGCAUCUCCUCAAAUGCAAGGAAUUGAUGAAAGAGCUGAGCAGUUCAUUUUGACAUUCCGGGCAGAGAUGGAGAUUCAGGAAACGAUUGCUUGUGAUUUAUAGCGAUGUGAACUGUUAACGUGGUGGCUGAAAAGGUUGUGGAGCUAGCAGGGUGAUGAAAUUCCUGGGGUGAGCAGGAAAACAUGUUUGCAGCCAUUGGACAAAUCUACAUUCCUGGUGUGUAUCCCUGGGCCUGGUUGGAGGUUUUUUCUUACAGAAACUUGCUGUUUAUAUGCGUGAUUAAUUAGAACUUCAUUGAUCUUUUCACUGUUUUAUGCGAAAAUUGUACAGGCGAACCUGGAUGAAAUAUAACGAUGAAUCCUUUCUCCAAUAUAUGCCUGUUUGUAUAGUGACUUGAUUUGUUCGUUGUUAAGUUUAUAAGCAUAAGCAUUUUGAAUUGAA